Messenger RNA from Drosophila suzukii, 4101 nucleotides. The record is from RefSeq and is a predicted model, not a curated record. NCBI's taxonomy places the organism in Eukaryota, Metazoa, Arthropoda, Insecta, Diptera, Drosophilidae.
CCUCGGCUUUCGAGUGUUAUAGACGCGAGUUCGGAUCCAAAAAGGACACUGGGCAGUGAGGAGCUCUUAAAGUGCAUUGAAACCAGAAAUCAGAUUGCAGCGAAAUUAUAAUCAAAAAAAAGUAAAAAUCUACUUAAGAGAUACCAAAAAAAAAACGAACCUCAAUGAACGGUAAAAAUAAGAGUUCCAAUCGUAAGCGAAAGGCGAACCAAGUUUGUAGCAUACUUUUUUGGGUUUACGUCAUGUUUGUCUACGCGAACCGCCAUUUGUGCUUGUGUGCUUGAGUCCGCACACAAACACGCACACCAUUAUGUCGCCUGUAUUCGUGUUUGCGCCUGUGUCUGUGCCUGUGUUCCUGUGUUUGUGUUUGCAUCGGUGUCUGUGAGCCAGAAUGCAUGCCAAUCAGAAUCUGAAUCAGAAUCCUGAGUCCUGAGUCCUGAAUCCUGAAUCAUCGACUGUCCAAACAUCGUGCAUUGCUUUUGUCCACCUGGGCUAAUUAGCUGCAGGUGGCGUUGCAGGUCCUUGUGCCGUUUUACCUUCAAGCUAAGCAAAAAAAACGUAGUAAAUGAACAAAAGAAAAGCAACAAAAAUCAAAAGUCAAAAUCAAAACAAGACAAACAUAAAUGUAAAUUGGUAUGCAAAUAAACUAAACAAGAGUUGCCGAUGCAACAGCAACAACUACAGUUCAAACAGAUAAAACAACAUCUACAACAGCAAGCAACAACAAACAACAAUAAACAAGAACAGAGUUACAGCAACAAGAACAACAAUAACAACCGCUGCUAGUAGAUUAUAAACUUAACAAAACGUACAACAUUUAUGUAAUAUUUACAAUUUUUGUCGAGGCACCCAAGCAAAGUAACAUUUUGCAACGUAGACUCUUAGGCGUCGCACACAAAAAAUACCCAAGAACACAACAGCAACAUCAGCAACAUCUGCAACAUCAGCAACCAGAGCAAUAUACAACAUCCAUCCGUAACCGCAAACAUCCAACAAUCCACCAUCGCUACCACCACGAACCACAUGAGCCUGAACAAGAUCAAGAAGCGGGACGCGAGCGACUUAUGACUGAUGCGCUCCAAGGGCAACGUCGGCGUCGGCGUGGGCGUUCCCGUCGGCGUCGCCGUUGGCAGCGGCAGCCGGUACAAGGUGACGGCCCGCUGCGUGCCCGAAGUGAGCAUCACGUCGCCGACGACUGCAUCCGGCGCCAUCCAGCCCAAGCACUUUGCCCUGCUCCGCAGUCGCUCGCAACCGUCGCCGCCGACGUCUAACAGCCUUUUCUCCACGCCAGGCGGGGCCACUCUGGUCGAGGAGGAGGAUUUCAGCUUGGCCAGCGGCAGCGGUACAGCGGCCAAGAACGUGCUCCAGCGCCAGCUGGCCACCACCGUUCAGCAGGAGGAUCCGGAUCUGGAGCAUUCGGCGCAGGAGCAGCACAGCAAGUUGCCUGAGCCGGCGGAACCGCCCAACGAGCUCACUCCGCUGGUGGAAGAGCCAGGUUCCGUGGCGCCAACCACUUCUACUCAUCGCUACAGUCACAACUCCAAGACCACUCGCUCGUGGCCGGUCAUCUACCGCAAUCCUCACCACUGCGAUUACGAGGCUUUGUACGUGCAACAGCAGCAGCAACAGCAGAGCUUCAAACAGAACUGCUACUCCAAUCAGUUCAAGCAGUCCAUCGUCUACUCCAGCAGCAAUGAGGAGCUGCCCGGUGGAGAGCCGGUAGCCUCCAGUUCCGCCGAGAACCGCCAGACCACGUGCUACUACUUUGCACCCAGCCGGCACAACAGCAUUUAUGAGCACCCCUCCUCGGUGGUCGGGGGAUCCCUGCAGUUCGAUAAUCCAACCACCACAGCAGCAGCGGCGGCAGCCGUCGAGAGUUUGAGGCGAAGCAACAGCAUCCUGUUGCGCCAGAACAGCUGCGCCAAGGUCAUUCAGCGUCGCGGCAGCGGUAGCGGUUCACCCACCUCCCUGGGCUCCCAAAUGGAGGGACUGGGCAUGGGCAUGGGCGGUGGGGGAGCCGGCAGCUGCUGCUCCAGCUGCUGCAUGGGCCCACCACCGGUGCUCUUCCUGUUCGUCACCCUGCUGAUGACCACCAGUGCGACGGCCAUGCUGUGCGCCGCCAUCAACGACCACUGGGAGCAUGUCACGUGGGACCGCAACAGCCUCGAUCGCUACACGAAUCGGUCGGGAUUGCACCUGGAGUGGCUGCUCGACGACCAGGUGGCCAUGCUCAAGCCGGACAAGAGGGCCGAUCAUCGCUUCCGGCGCGACUCCGUGUUCCUGGUACCCAUGCACGGCGGCAUCUGGACGCUGUGCAUCGAUCUGCCAAUUCAGCAGCUGCAGGAACUGCGGCGCAAUCCCAAGUUCCCUCGCGGUGCUCCGCCAUGCGUCAACUACCUGGCCGGCUCCAUGGAGAAUGCCCGCGGUGAGGAGCAGCGCAACGACUGGCAGCACAGUGAGUCAGGUCAGGUCACUCUGCAGCCGCAUCUGAGAAUGCAAAAUCUCUCCAUAUCCUGCUCAUUGGUCUGCCUUAUUAUCCUGGGCAGUGCUGCUCUGGUGGGAGCUUUUGGCGUCUGCCAGCGCCAAAUCAGCGCCAUUCUCAUCACAGGGGUUAUGUAUUUACUGGCGGCACUCUUUGCCCUCUUCACUCUGAUGAUCAUCCACUUCAAGCGACAGCAGGGACGCCCUAUGCUGGACAGCGACUACGAUGGCACCGUGGACGGGAUAGUGGCGCGACCAGGAGGCGUAGCCAUCAUGGCCAAGCCGCUUCUGGGGGCACGCAUCUUCCUCACCUCGUGGAGCCUGGACUUGGGCUGGGGCGGGGUGGUGCUGUGUGCCAUUACCUCGGUGCUGUGGAUCCUGCUGUCCAAGAUCAUGCGCUAUAACCCCUUCUCGGCGCUCAUGAUUUAGCUAAACGCCUUGCCGCUCGGCGUCUACGGAGCCAGCUACGGAAGUCUGGGCAGCUGUGAAAGCUACGGCAGCUACGGGAGCACCCACACCCACAGCGGCACCAGUAGUGGCGGCAGCUCCAGUUUCCUCCUGGCAGCGGUCUCGUCGACGCGGCAAGCGGAGCACCGGGGCAAGGGCAAAUACAUCCUGUAGGCAACGCCCUGCCCCGACCUCACUUUCUAACUAACCGGAUUUUCGACCUUACUCAACUUAUUUGGGAUAGACUUCCGAGGGCAUUAAACAUGUAACAUUUGUAAAAGGUUUUUGAUUUUGGAGGCUGAUGUCGUCUUUUUAAAGAUUUUUGCUAUACUUAUGCUUGAAAUACUAAGUUAUUUAGUUAAAGGCCCUUGGAAGUAAAUCCUCUUAUUCCUAUGUGAACCACUUUUUAGUUAACUAUGUUGGAAAUGUACCAAACUAAAAAACUCAAUUGCCUUGUUCUUUAUAUAUACACACACAACUUAUACAACUUAAUCUUAUACUUAUUCUUAUUGUACGGUGAACUUAUCUUAACUUAACUUAACACAAUUGUAAAUUCAAUUUACACCAUCUCUUUACAAGUAGACCUUUUUGUAUACAUUCGAUUUGACUCUAAUUCUACACGACUCUAAACACCCCACUAAUCCUAGCUAAAAUGUGAGACAUUUAUAACACGAAACGAGCGAAAUGGGAAUCUUAAUUCCCCCGGUGGCUUUGGCUUUAAAGUGCUUUCUAGUAACAGUUCGCUUGCAUAGCGUUAAUCCAGCCCAAAAAAUAGUUCAUUGGUUGAGACAGUUGCUUGAAAUUAGACAAACUAACUGGAGAAAUGGACGGAUAUUCAAAAACCAAAUUGCUUGGAGAGGAUAAAAUCAUGAGAUGCAAAAGCUGUAGCUUUGUUUUCCCAAAACUUUGUCCUCCAUCCAGUUGGUUUAGUAGAAUUUUAGGGCUUGUCAUGACAUCAGCAUAAUGAAUUGUAGAACUUACAAGUACUUCUAGAGCUGUAUGUAAUGAGAUCAUUUAGUGCUUUAGAACAAAUGGUUUACAAAACGAAUUGUACUUGUAUAGAAGCCACCACAAACCAAACAAAAUGCUAAAGUAUAAAAAUGUAUUUUUAUGCAAACGCUUUGCCUUAAAAACAAACAAAACAAGAACAACUUAUUUAAAUACAAGAAGAUA